ACACUUAUUAGCUGUGUGAUUUUGGACAAAUAACUUAGUUCUCUGAGUCUCAGUUUCCUCAUCAAUAAAGCUGAGAUCCUAUUCUACCUCCUAGAAUGGUUAAUGGGGAAUGAGACUGCAUGUGGAUGAAUCUAUAAAAUACUACAGAAGUUAGUUUUGGUUCUUUUACCAUAACAAUCCUGUGGGAUUGGCAUUUUAAAUUUCCAUUUUGCAGAUAAGCAAACCAACUCAGAGAGGUUAAUUAAUCUCAAAUAAUCAAAGACAGACUGUAUGCUGGAAUUGAAACCCAGUUCUGUUGAUUCCAAGUUUAGCACUACCAUGCAAGCCUACGUUUUUCCCAGGUGUUUUGGCACAGCCUGGGUGCUGACUUCUUUCUUCCCUUCAUACUCAGACCUGGAUACAGUCUUUAUCACUUCAAACAUGAUUGCUAAUUUUUGCUGUGAACCUGCUGAGUGGGUUCAGACAAAAAGCAUUCAUAUUUCAUGUCCAAAGGAAAAUGCAUCUUCUAAGUUUUUGGCACCAUAUACUACUUUUUCCAGAAUUCAUACAAAGAGUAUAACAUGCCUGGACAUUUCCAGCAGAGGAGGUCUUGGUGUGUCUUCUAGUACUGACGGGACCAUGAAAAUCUGGCAGGCUUCCAAUGGAGAACUCAGGAGAGUAUUGGAAGGACAUGUGUUUGAUGUGAAUUGUUGCAGGUUUUUCCCAUCAGGCCUUGUGGUCCUGAGUGGGGGAAUGGAUGCCCAGCUGAAGAUAUGGUCAGCUGAAGAUGCUAGCUGCGUGGUGACCUUCAAAGGUCACAAAGGAGGUAUCCUGGAUACAGCCAUCGUUGAUCGGGGGAGGAAUGUGGUGUCUGCUUCUCGAGAUGGGACAGCACGACUUUGGGAUUGUGGGCGCUCAGCCUGCUUGGGAGUCCUUGCAGAUUGUGGUUCUUCUAUCAAUGGAGUGGCGGUGGGUGCUGCUGACAACUCCAUAAACCUUGGCUCCCCUGAGCAGAUGCCCAGUGAACGGGAGGUUGGAACAGAGGCCAAAAUGCUGCUCUUGGCCCGGGAAGAUAAGAAACUUCAGUGCUUGGGACUACAGAGCAGGCAGCUGGUGUUCCUCUUUAUUGGCUCAGACGCUUUCAACUGCUGUACUUUUCUCUCUGGCUUCUUGCUAUUGGCUGGGACUCAAGAUGGAAACAUUUAUCAGCUGGAUGUGAGGAGUCCAAGGGCUCCGGUACAAGUCAUCCACAGAUCAGGAGCACCAGUUCUAUCCCUGCUAAGUGUCAGAGAUGGAUUCAUUGCUAGCCAAGGUGAUGGAAGCUGUUUUAUUGUCCAGCAAGACUUAGACUAUGUCACUGAGCUCACUGGGGCUGACUGUGACCCUGUGUACAAGGUAGCCACAUGGGAGAAGCAGAUCUACACAUGCUGUCGAGACGGUCUUGUACGACGCUACCAGCUUUCUGACCUCUGACUUCUUGGAAAGAGCAGUCCCGGUUAGUGAAAAGGUUUGACCCUGAUCAACAAUGAGCAGAAACAUCAUCAGUCCUUCCCAAGGACCAUGGCGUUUAAUGUCUUGGGCACCCCUUGGAAAUCACAGAAAGUCAGCUGUACUGGCCGUGUGGAACUCUCAUCCCAAGACCUACUUUGAACUGAGUAAGAAGGUCAUUGUGCCCACUGCAUUUGUUCCAACUUCUCCUUGUAUAAACUCACCCCAGCAACACAGGGCAAGGAUAUAGAUGCUUUUAGUUUGUUCUUAAACCAGUUUUGUUAAAUGUUUACAAGGACCUCAGUACUAAAGCCUGUUCUCUGGAGGAAAUAAAGAAAAUAUGUUUGGAGGUGCCUGAAUAUGAAGAACUUUGUUAAAUACUCUUACUCCAGCAAAAAGUUGGUCAGGACGAUGGAAUUCCUUCCUCAGCACUCCCUGUUGCCUGGCCAUAGAGAAGGCCUGCUUGGCAGUAGCAAUAAAUGUCCUGUAAGCUGCCACCUGGGAGAGAUUCUUAUGCAGGUGGUAACCAACUGUCCCAGUUUGCUUGGAACUAAGGGGUUUUCUGUGACUUGAAACUUUCAAUGCCAAAACUGGGGCAGUCUCAAACCAACAUGAUUGGUCAGCCUAUAUGUAGGUGAGGAAACUGAAUCAUAAGCAUUGUAAAGGCAUUGGCUGUCAAAGUGUGGUUCUUAGAACAGCAGCAUCAGUAUCACCUGGGAACUUGACAGGAAAUAGAAAUUGUUAGGCCCAAUCCUAGACCUAAAUCAGAAAUUCUACGGGUGCAGCCAGCAGUCUGUAUUUUAACAAGCAUUCCAGGUGAUUCUGAUGUAUGCUAAAGCUUGAGAGCCACUGAUCUAGAGGAAGAGAUGGUGGAGGGCACUUUAGUCACAGCUGGAACCCAGGGCUCAAAAUGACAAGAUCGGUCUGUAGGAGAUGAGGCCACAGAGGUUGGCAGAGCCCAAAUAGUGAAGGAGCACGAAUGUUAGCUAAGGAGCUCAGACUUUACGUGGUUGGCAGUGGGGAACCACUGAAGGGUUUUAAGCAAGAGAAUGGCAUGGUCACCUCCUUUUUUCUCUAAACAUAAAAAUGGAAUCAUAAUGUAUGUAUUCCAUGGCUUAUUUUCACUUAAUGUCUCUGAGAUUUUCCAUCUCAGUACAUGUAGACGUUCCUCAUUCUUUUUUAACAAUGUCCAGAAUAUGGAUACCAUAUUAUUUAUAUUUUUGAGAUUAUUAGAGAAAAGUUUCUUGAAAGAUGUAACACUUGAGCUGGGACAUGCAGAUUAAGAUUUUUAUUUAUUUAACGGAGGAAGGUCAUUUCUGGCUGGGGUAAUAAUGUUGUUGACAGAGUUCUUUUUUUUGUUUUUUUUGAGACGGAGUCUCGCUCUGUCACCCAGACUGGUGCGAUCUUGGCUCACUGCAACCUCCACCUCUCAGGUUCAAACGAUUCUCCUGCCUCAGCCUCCCUAGUAGCUGGGACUGCAGGCAUGCACCACCAUGCCCGGCUAAUAUUUUUUUUGUAUUUUUAUUAGAGAUGGGGUUUCACCAUGUUGGCCAGGCUGGUCUCGAACUCCUGACCUUGUGAUCCACCUGCCUUGGCCUCCCAAAGUGCUGGGAUUACAGGUGUGAGCCACCGUACCCGGCCGGCCACCAGAGUUUUUAAAGGCGUAUUCUCAUGUAAAUUUUUUUUUUUUAAAGACAGGGUCUUGCUCUGUUGCCCAGGCUGGAAUGCGUUGGCAUGAUUACAGCUUCUGCCUUAACCUCCUGGGCUCAAGCAAUCCUCCCACUUCAGCCUCCCAAGUAGCUGAAACCAUGGGUGCACACCACCACACUCGGCUAAUUUUUUAAAUUUUUUGUAGAGACAGAGUCUCACCAUGUUGCCCAGGCUGGUCUCAAACUCCUGAACUCAAGUAUUCCUCCCACCUUGGCCUCUCAUAGUGCUGGCAUUACAGGCAUGAGCCACGGCACUCAACCAGGAACUUUGUCUUAACUUUAAAUCCCAUUUUUUUCUACAACACCCUGUUACUUAAACCAAAGUGUAAAAAGAAAAUACUGCAAUUCAUUUAAUAUCUACUCUGUUCUAGAUACUAUAUUUAUAUAUCUAAUUCUUACAAGACUCAAAAAGCGAAUGUUAUUAUUUGUUUUAUUCCGAUAAGGAAACUGAGACUCAAUACAUUAAAUACCAGAGGCUUCAUUUGGACCUUGGACAGCACCUUCUGCUGCACUGUGUAAUCACAGGCAGGUAGCAAGAGACUUUUGUGACUAGAGCAAUUUCAUUUCAAGGUGCAGUUUGUGACAGGGUCAGGUAGACCAGAAUGGACAUAUUCCAGAACUUAGAAACAUUAAAUCCUAGGAGCUCCAGGUGGAACAUCUAAGAAGUCAGAUUAAGAAAACAGGAUGAGGCUGGGCAUGGUGGCUCACGCCUAUAAUCCCAGCACUUUGGGAGGCCAAGACGGGUGGAUCACCUGAGGUCAGGAGUUCGAGACCAGCCUGACCAACAUGGAGAAACCCCGUCUCUACUAAAAAUACAGAAUUAGCCGGGCAUGAUGGCGCAUGUCUGUAAUCCCAGCUACUUGGGAGGCUGAGGCAGGAGAAUCACUUGAUCCCGGGAGGCAGAGGUUGUGGUGGGCUGAGAUUGCGCCAUUGCGCUCCAGCCUGGGCAACAAGAGUGAAACUCCGUCUCAAAAAAAAAAAAAAAGAAAACAGGAUGAAAUGGGCCGGGCGCAGUGGCUCACGCCUGUAAUCCCAGCACUUUGGGAGGCCGAGGCGGGCGGAUCACAAGGUAAGGAGAUUGAGACCAUCCUGGCUAACACAGUGAAACCCUGUCUACAAAAAAUACAAAAAAAUUUAGCCAGGCAUGGUGGCAGGCACCUAUAGUCCCAGCUACUUGGGAGGCUGAGGCAGGAGAAUGGUGUGAACCUGGCAGGCAGAGCUUGCAGUAAGCUGAGAUCGGGCCACAGCACUCCAGCCUGGGCGACAGAGCGAGGCUCUAUCUCAAGAAAAAAAAAAAGAAAAAAAGAAAACAGGAAGAAAUGUUGUCAUUUAUUUGUAGAAUCUGAAACAUUUGAACUCAUAGAAGCAGUGAGUGGAAGAACCAGCGUGGUGGCUCACGCCUGUAAUCCCAGCACUUUGGGAGGCUGGGGUGGGUGGAUCGCUGGAGCCCAGGAAUUGGAGACCAGCCUGCACAACAUGAGGAAACUCUGUCUCUACUAAAAAUACAAAACUUAGCCAGGUGUGGUGGUGGGCACCUGUAAUACCAGCUACUAAGGAGACUGAGGCAGGAGAAUUGCUUGAACCCAGGAGGUGGAGGGUGUAGUGAGCUGAGAUUGCACCACUGCACUCCAGCUUGGGCAACAGAGCGAGACUCUCUCUCAAAAAAGAAAAAAAAAAUAUGUAUAUAUAUAUGUAUAUAUAUAUAUUUAUAUAUGUAGAAGCAGUGAGUAGAAUGGUGGUUACAGAGACUCGGGGAGGAGGAAUGGGGAAAUGAUGGUCAUAGGGUGCAAAGUCUCAGGAGGAAUAUAUUGUGUUUUGAGAUCUAUUGCAUAGCAUGGUAGAUUGCUAAGAGUAAAUUUCAAAUGUUCUCAACCCAAAAAAUGUUAAGCAUUUGAGGUGAUGGAUAUGUUAACUGGCUUCAUUUAAUUAUUCCAUAUUGUAUUUAUAAGUCACAAUAGGACUUUGUGGCCCAUAAUUAUAAACAAGUAUAAAUUGUCCAUUUACAAUUAAAAAUCAAUUAAAAGAAAA
This is a messenger RNA of Homo sapiens (human), 5204 nucleotides long. It is a transcript of the gene PAAF1, whose product is annotated as proteasomal ATPase associated factor 1. The transcript is spliced from 10 exons. Gene Ontology annotation, cellular component: cytosol. The coding region runs from base 271 to 1452 and encodes 393 amino acids. The record is from RefSeq and is marked reviewed. NCBI's taxonomy places the organism in Eukaryota, Metazoa, Chordata, Mammalia, Primates, Hominidae.